Striga hermonthica is the source of this 1239-nucleotide messenger RNA. Lineage: Eukaryota; Viridiplantae; Streptophyta; Magnoliopsida; Lamiales; Orobanchaceae. The record is from the annotation of a GenBank genome assembly.
AUGGAACAAGAAAAAGGGAGCAGAGUGAGCGUUGAUUCCCUACUGAGCGUGGUGUCCAGCAAGCCAACCGAGCCCGGAAAAAUUCACGAGCUGUCAUUGGUGGACCAGGCGAUGAGCCCUUACACGAUCCAUCUGGUGUUUUACUACCGUUCAAACCCAUUCAGCCACGGCCCAAUGCCUACGGACCUCGACAAUCUCCGGGUGUCCCUGUCCCGCACGCUGGAUGAGUACCCUGUCGUAACGGGACGCCUGACCCGAGGGCCCCACGGCAGAUGGCUGGUCAAGUGCAACGACGCUGGGGUGAGGAUGGUCCAAGCGACCGUGAGUUGCCCACUGGACGAGUGGCUCGGAUCUGCUGACGCCUCCGAGGAGAGGGAUCUGACGGUGUGGGAAGACAUGCCCGCGGACCCUUGCUUUUGGUCCCCUUUCCGCAUCCAGAUAAAUAAUUUCAAGUGUGGGGGCUUGGCAGUCGGAUUGAGCUGCACUCACAUGCACGCGGAUAUAACAAGCGCGGCCGCACUAAUGAAGUCCUGGGCGGAGGUCCACCGGGCACAACCACUCACCAACCCCCCCAUUUUUCACCAACUCCCGCGAUCGCCCUCCUCCGUACCCGCAAACGCUAAUGUCGGUUAUUCCCCAAAACUCGGCACCGCCACACUGAAAUUCUCGGCACCAGCCAUCGAGAGACUCCUGUCCCAAGUCCGGAGCCAGUGCCCCAACGCCACCCCCUUUGAUGCCCUUGCUGCUCUGUUCUGGUCCCAACAGCUUCAAGGAUCAAAACCCCACAAUCGCUCCCUUUGCGUGUGCGUCGACUCGAGAGAAAAGGAGCUAGAGCCCCGCGGCCAUUUCGGGAACGGUUUUAUUUUCUCCCUUGUCAGCGCGGAUGAGGAGGAGCAAUCGGCCGAAUUAGGUCAACUGGUCGACUGCAUCCACCGACAUGUGGCGGGACUCGGUGGGGAUGGCGACUUUUGGUCCGGGACGUACAGCCCCCACCUCACGUGUGUUGAUUUUGAGGGGUCGACCAUGUACGACGUGGAGUUCGAUAAGGGUGAGGGGCCGGUCCACGUGAGCUGCCGUGUGGGGAAUUUGGAUGGGAAAGGGCUAAUCGUGGUGAUGCCGUCUCCCGGGGGCGGGCGCACGGUCACGGCCGUACUCCCCGAGGAGCAGAUUGCGGUGCUGUGCCAGGAUGGGCCAAUACGGGAACUCCACCCCACUUUCCUAUUAUCUUCACCCUCCUAA